AACAAAAAGCUGAAUUUAAAAUGGUGCAAAAUAAGUUAUGUUGGCUGUACAGACACUAGAUCCGGGAAGGUGUUUCUCCUGUUCUAACAGGUACAUCACAAUCCCUUCCUUAUCAGUUAAGUGACGAACAGAAUUUCAACUAGUGUCCAAAGAUAAAUGCGCCGAAGGUUAAAAUGCAGCGCAGCUCAACGUAGGGACCCAGUCAGUAUUCCCACUGCCUCAGCAGCGACAGGACAGGAGGCACAUUUGAUCCGCAAAGGGGAGGACAUGGAAAAUGAAAACAAGAAGAGCAUUAAAGAGAGGUUUGCUCUGAGGAACAGCCUGGUGAAGGAAGCAUUAGCAGAAUUCCUUGGAACAUUUCUGCUCAUUCUUUUCGGCGUCGGGUCAGUUGCCCAAACUGUCCUGAGCAGAGGUUCCAUGGGAGAUCCACUCACUAUACACAUUGGCUUUACACUCGCAGUCACCAUGGCUGUGUAUGUGGCGGGAGGAGUUUCAGGCGCUCACAUAAACCCUGCUGUCUCUCUGGCGAUGUGUGUGCUGGGGAGGCUGAGCCUCUGUAAAUUCCCAGUCUACGUCGUGUCUCAGUUCCUUGGUGCUUUUAUUGGUGCCGCAGCAGUCUAUGGACUUUAUUAUGAUGCCUUCCUGGAUUAUACAGGUGGAGUGCUGACAGUUACUGGCCCCAAUGCAACAGCACACAUUUUUUCAUCCUACCCUGGUAAACAUCUUUCAAUCUUAAAUGGAUUUAUAGAUCAGGUUAUAGGAACUGGUGCAUUGCUCCUCUGCAUCCUUGCCAUCUUGGACAACAAGAACAAGGGCGCCCCGAAAGGAAUGGAGCCCUUGAUGAUUGGUCUCAUCAUCAUGGUUAUCGGGGUCUCCAUGGGCCUGAACUGCGGCUAUCCAAUCAACCCAGCGCGUGAUCUCGGCCCCAGGCUCUUCACUGCCAUAGCAGGGUGGGGCACUGAAGUUUUCAGCGCUGGAAGCCACUGGUGGUGGAUUCCUGUGGCUGGGCCGCUGGUUGGAGGGAUGGUCGGAGCUGUGAUCUAUGUGCUCUUCAUCGAGCUUCACCACGCGGACCCUCAGAAGACUCCAGAAGCAGAAAACAGCAUGAAGGAUAAAUAUGAAAUGAUUGCAAUGAGCUAAACUCCCCAGACACCAAGAUCAGACCCAAGGAAAAUUCAGCUGUGACAAUCAUAACAAACAGGUUCAUCCUCAUGUGAGCACUGUCCCCUAUUUUACAAGUCUGGGUAUAGCAUUCCCUUUAUCCUGCUGCCAGAGACACUUGGGGAGAAAAAGGGAGUCUAUAGGAGGCUGUGUGGUCCAGUGGUUAAAGAAACGGGCUUGUAACCAGAAGGUCCCCGGUUCAAAUCCCACCUCAACCACUGACUCAUUGUGUGACCCUGAGCAAGUCACUUAACCUCCUUGUGCUCCGUCUUUCGGGUGAGAUGUAAUUGUAAGUGACUCUGCAGCUGAUGCAUAGUUCACACACCCUAGUCUCUGUAAGUCGCCUUGGAUAAAGGGAUCUGCUAAAUAAAUAAACAAACAACAGCCUAGUUCUACUGAUUUAUCUGACAAAAUAUUAGCUUGAUUGGACUGAGAUCUAGUGAGUGAGCUGGUCUGUGCAUUAAGAGCCCCUGGCCUAUGCUCUCAGUUGCUCUCUGCAUUGUUGGAGGGGAAAAAUUUAAUCAGGGUUGAGGUCAAUUCCCUUUUAAUUUGACAUAGGCUUUAUUGAGCAAACAUACAUCCAACUUGACAAACACACGUGCAACUUGUAAACAGCACAUGGAAUUACACAAUAACGUGUGUUUGCUCAAUGAAGCCUCUGCCGUAAAUGGAACUGGAAUUGAUUCAUAGGGAAUUUAACCCAAUCCUGAAUGUCCUCAUUCCCAUCAGCAUUGCAGGCUGAACAGCAUCUACCAACACAGUCCAGUAUCACUGCCUCCCAGUCCAGCACUGUCCAGUCGCUGUAUCUCAGCUGUUAUCGCUGCAAAGGUUGCCCACCUUGGUAAAAGGGACUAGCACAAGGUGUUCAUUUUUUGGCAGGUGAAUCUGUGUAUAUAGAGCUUACAAUGUGCUGUUUUGUUUGCAAUGUUUCCACUGCUUCUGUUGUAUUUAUUUGAAGAAAUGUUGGGGGAACAACCCAAAGUCUUUUCGAAGUUAGUGAUUAUCAGCAGAAAUUGGCUGUCCGCUUCUUUUCUUGUAAUAGCACUUUAAAUUAAGAAACAUAGCUGUUUUUCAAUAAAUUAAAACAAUUGUAGUGUAUUAGAAUCUGCUUUAUUAACUUAAAAAAUACAGUGUCACAUAUGGUUUAAACAAUAAAAUAUAAAAUCUAAGGUUGUUCCUAUGAAAUGUUAUUAGUAUAGUAUAACCGUUAUUCAUUGAUAAUGACUUGAAGUAUCAGCAAGGCAUACUGGUUAGUGGCAGGUGCGGUAGGUUUCAAGGGGUGGGGAAGCUGGUGCAGCUCAUCCCUCGUAAGCAAACUGUCAGCAAUGUGUGAUUGCUGCUGUACAGCUCAGACUGUGGAAGAAUGCAGUAAACAAACACCAGGGAAUUAUAUCUUAGUCUUGAACUGCAGCUUUAUAUCGCUGGCCAUUGCCCAUGCUCAUUGUCUGGCAACAAGCACCAUGUGAAGAAUACAGCAGGGGAGCCAGCUGAUGUAAAGUUGAUUUACAGAUACAAGUAAUAUGCAGGGUAGGAAAUCACUGUGGCAGCUGAAAUGAAUGGUUGGCUUUGUAAUGCCACUACUUCAUAGAAGGUACACAUUUUAUAUAUGACUACUCUAGUUUUGUUUGUGUGUUUUUUAAAGGAGUGAGCACAAAUGUCCUAGAGCCAUUUUCUGUUACAAAGAAAUGUUUAAUUUAAAUUGUAUAUUAGCAUACGAGAUAUAGAUUUAUUUAUUGUUUACCUAUUUUAAUGAUUUUUUUUUCAUAUUGUGCUGUGUAUCUUGAUUAAAAAAGAGAGUUUUUCAGGUGAUGUAUAAAUCAUAUUAAGUAGAAUGCAUGCUUUAAAAGAUACUGUGUGAUUUUGUAAAAUGCACCCAUCUUUGUUUGUGCACUAUAAUCUGAGUUAUGCCAUUCAAAACAAAAAGCACUCGUCUUGUUUU
This is a messenger RNA of Acipenser ruthenus (sterlet), 3100 nucleotides long. RefSeq names its product aquaporin-9-like. The record is from RefSeq and is a predicted model, not a curated record. Gene Ontology annotation, biological process: water transport; glycerol transmembrane transport. The transcript has 6 exons. Gene Ontology annotation, cellular component: basolateral plasma membrane; plasma membrane. Bases 157 to 1140 code for a protein of 327 amino acids. Lineage: Eukaryota; Metazoa; Chordata; Actinopteri; Acipenseriformes; Acipenseridae. Gene Ontology annotation, molecular function: urea transmembrane transporter activity; glycerol channel activity; water channel activity.